AUGGCGAAACGGUUCAAUGAGAAACGAGCCAAGCAGAUGGAGGCCGCCAUCGAGAGGGAGCUGAAUACGGGUCAGGACAGAAUUGAUGUGGCUGGAACCAUGGCCAAUGACUUGAAAGCGUCUGCCAUGGGAGAGGGAGAAGACAAACUGUUUGACAAGAAACUGUCCAAGGAGGAGAAAAAAGCUGCGGCAAAGGCUGCCCGAGAAGCCAAGAAGAAAGCCAAGGAAUCCAAGAAUGGAGGAAAGGCAUCUCCCAAGGACAAAAAGAAAAAAGGCGGCAGUGACGACGGUCAGGAAGAAAAGAAGGAAAUCGAACAAGCAAACGUCGAUGAUAUUACGGCGGGCAACAAGGAUGCCAAACGAGAAGAAGCAUUGGAGAAUCUGUCCAAGCAGAAUAUUAUUGUCAACUACGAAAACAAAAAGGGCGCAUUGCAUGCCAAUACGCGUGAUAUCAAUGUCAGUGGAGUCACGGUCACGUUUCAUGGAAAGCCACUGAUUGAAGAUACCGAAAUUGUCAUCAACUACGGAAAUCGAUACGGGUUCAUUGGACCCAACGGAUCGGGAAAAUCCACCAUUAUGAAAGCCAUUGCGGCUCGGGCCAUUCCCAUCCCAGACGCACUCGAUAUCUACUUUUUAGAUUGCGAAUAUCCCGCGCGAGACGAUAUUACAGCCCUUGAGGCAGUCUUGGAGAGUAGUGAUGAAAUUGCACUGCUAGAGAAAAAGGCAGAAGCGCUCAAUGCUGCCAUGGCAGAUUGUGAAGAGGACGAACAAAUGAAGAUCCAGACGGCGCUCGAAGGCAUUUAUGAUCGUUUGGAUCAAUUGGACGCCAGUUCGGCCGAGUCCAGGGCCACCACUAUCUUGCAUGGUCUGGGAUUUACCAAAGUCAUGCAAGGAAUGAAGACGUGUGAAUUUAGUGGAGGGUGGAGAAUGCGUGUGGCGUUGGCGCGUGCUCUUUUUCUUCAGCCGGAAUUUCUUCUCUUGGAUGAACCGACAAACCAUUUGGAUAUGGAAGCCGUGCUGUGGCUUGAGGACUACCUUUGCAACUGGGACAAGAUCCUGUUCUUUGUUUGUCACUCGCAAGAUUUCAUGAACAAUGUCUGCUCCCACAUUGUCCGACUCGAUAUGACGUACAAGAAGCUCAAGUACUACGGUGGAAACUACGAUACGUAUGUGCAGACGCGACGUGACCAGGAUAUGGUGCAAAUGCGACAGUACGAGGCUGAGCAGCGAGAUAUUGCCGAGAUCAAGGAUUUCAUCGCUCGUUUCGGUCACGGUACCGUCAAGAUGGUGCGACAGGCGCAAGCUCGAGAGAAACUGCUUCAGAAGAAGCUCGAGGCUGGUCUGACGCAAAAGCCAGAAAGCGACCCCGAGUGGGACUGGAGUUUCCCCGAUGCGGGGGAGCUACCGGUUCCAGUGCUGUCGAUCGAAUAUGUUAGUUUUGCCUACCCCGGAGGAAAGGAACUCUACAGCAAUGUCGACUUUGGGGUGGAUCUGCAAACGCGUGUUGCACUUGUCGGGCCUAACGGAGCUGGCAAAACUACUCUGUUCAAGCUCAUGACAGAGAAACUGCAACCCACCAAGGGCAACAUCAAGAGAAACAUGCAUCUCAAAAUCUCCAGCUUUACACAACACUUCGAAGACAAGCUCGACUUGUCGAUGACACCCUUGGACUUUUUUAAGCAGAAACUCAUGCCGGAGGAGCCUAUAGAAAAGAUCCGCCCUUUGCUGGGACGGUACGGUUGUACUGGAGCUCAACAGCAACAAGUCAUGAGCCAGCUAUCUGCCGGGCAGAAGGCAAGAAUCGUCUUUGCUAUCGUCGCGCAUGAAAAGCCCCAUCUGCUUUUGCUGGACGAACCAACAAAUCCACUGGACAUGGAAUCGAUCGAUGCCUUGGCAAGAUGUUUGAAGAAAUUCCAAGGUGGAGUUGUGAUGAUUUCGCACGACAUGCGUUUGAUAUCUCAGUGCGCUGAGCAAAUCUACAUCUGCGACAACAAGAAAGUUUCUCUGUACAAGGGAGACAUCAUGGACUUCAAAAUGCACACGAAGAAGGAAAACAACAAGAAGCUGUCACAGCAUCAAAACGGAUAA
Seminavis robusta is the source of this 2088-nucleotide messenger RNA. The record is from the annotation of a GenBank genome assembly. NCBI's taxonomy places the organism in Eukaryota, Bacillariophyta, Bacillariophyceae, Naviculales, Naviculaceae.